UUGCUAGAUUUUCAUAUUUUUGUUAGGUUUAAACAUGCAGAGAAACUGUUAGUGUUGCAGUUAUGCCUGUUCAAAUUAAGUAGACUCCACUCACAGAGGCUCAGCUCUUAGGCACGCUGCUUCCCGCCCAUUGCUUCAGGAUCCUCCCCGCCUCUCUACCGUUUCAUGGGCUUUCAUAAUACCAGGCAUUACUCAAGUCGCCACCCUAGGGACUAGUUGUCCUCGUGGUUAGUCUGCUUAAUACAAACGCAAAGAGGAUCGUCUUGUCUCCACCAGCCGCGCACUCUGAGCUGAAGGCAAAUUUCUUGCCAGAGAAGAAGAGGCCAGCCAUUCAUUACAGCUUCACUGGUGUCCAUACUCUUCGUCAGCCGGAGCCAGUAUGCAGGAAGAGUCUAAGCAAAGAAGAAUGACCAUGGACUUUUCCCAGCUGCACACAUACACGCCUCCACAGUGCGCUCCAGAGAACACCGGCUAUACUUAUUCUCUCAGUUCAAGUUACUCCACUGCAGCAUUAGAGUUUGAGAAGGAGCACCAGAUUGCUCCUGUGUACGAGUCGCCUAAGAUGUCACGACGGAGCCUGCGUCUGCAGAACAGUGCCAGUCAUUAUGGUACGGAGAGUGGGGCUGAUUACUCGCAGAACCACACAAGCAGCUAUACCAGCACCAGGAAGGAGGGACGGACGUCACGAAGCAGAAAGCAGCAGUCUACGUCCAGUUCUAUGUCUUUAUCCCUGAGCCAAAUAGCAACACCAAGACAAACCCUGUCCUUCUCAGCUGCUAGUACCCCGAUCGACAGCAGCAGAACCACUCAUGAAAGCGACAGAACGUCUGACGUCUCACUGCUGGCGUCGGCUCAGGAUCAAUCUCGCUUGAGGCAGCGCCGAGUAACCACCACCACGACUACCACAACCACUACUGUGGAUGGACAGUGGGGGCAGCGCUCCAGCCACAGUUCAUCAAACAUCAAUGGAGAUGCCAGCGUUUCCAAGUCCCACGCCUCGCUACCUAAUGGUUACAUCUGCAAAGAUUGUUCAUUUCACUCUCAGAAAACGGACUCCCAUAUCACAGAGUCAUCAUUAUCCUCAUCGCCCUGCCAAACAGCGGAACUCUCCACUGAUGUCCUCUCCUCCGUAUCUUCACCUUACACAAGUAUUUAUACCAGGGACAGAAGUCGAAGGAACAAGACGGGUGUCCUGAUGUCAAUGGGGAACUCAUGUAUGCAAUACAGCAAAAAAGCCCUGGCUCACAUCGCGUCGUUAGUCUCCAUCUUCUACAGCAGUUUGGUCUGGCUGGUUACUAAGACCAGGAGCUCAGCAGGAAAAGGGGUUUCGUCGGAUGUGUCAGCAGGUGUCCAGGCCUCGUUCUCAGACUCCUGGAGACAAGCCUGGUCCUCUUCUUUGUCCAACCUGUGGCUAUUUAGGCAGACUGCCCUCCACAGGAUGAUGGGCUCCAAGGUGUAUGGCUUUGAAGAACAAGGUCACUCUAGCUUCUGUGGAAGCAUGAACGUGAAGGAUCUGGUGACGGAAGAAACCUCCCAUCUUAAUCUCAAUGGUUCCCUAUGUGAUGACUGUAAAGGAAAGCAGUACACUGAGUCUCACACCGUCGUCCUCACACAGACCUCUAGGUCAAGGCGCUUCAUGGGGGCGCUGUGGAGCCUCCUAGCUUAUGCAGGUUCCUGUCUGCUGCAGCCUGGUCAAUGUGUGCUUGGGGCUGGUAAAGCUUUAGGUUCAGGAGUUACCUCAGCAGCGCAGAGGCUCCUCUCAUUCUUCUGGAUGAUCGUAGCAACCCCCGUGAAGGCAGGAAAGGGACUGCUGUGGUUUCUUGCAACAGGAUGGUACCAGAUGGUGUCUUUCAUGUCUUUCCUCAACGUCUUCUUUCUGACUCAAUGCCUUCCCAAACUCUGGAAACUCCUCUUGCUCCUUUUGCUCCUUCUGCUCCUUCUGCUUUUAUGGUGGUGGCUUCCGUCCGCCGCUGCUCUGCUUGCCUACCUUCCAGCCAUAAACCUCACUGAGUGGCGUUCUAGAUCCUCAUUCAACUACUUCUCGAACUUGGCUGCUGUUCCUGCUGCUGUCCCUGCAACAGAGUCUCCCAUGGAGCAGGCUCAUGUCACUCCAGUCUCGCAAGCAACACCAAUCCUUCCCCCAGUCAGCGUCCACAGUACGGUGGACUUGGAGCGUCUCGAACGUGUUGAGCGACAGCUGGCGUUGUUGUGGGACAAAGUCCAGCAGGGAGACCAGAAGCAGGACCAGCGUCACAGUGAUAUUCUGGGUCUCUACAGCUCCCUGAGAGAGCAGCUCCACAGUCAGAAUGAGAGGGAGAGCUUUGAGGUGUGGGUGUCGUCUCUGAUAGAGCAGCGGCUGGGGGUGCUGCGAGGAGAGCUGGAGCAGGAGAGCAAAAACAGAGCACAGGGUUUAGAGCUGCAGAAAGAGCAACAUGAUAGUCAGUCAUCACGUCUGGCUGAUCUGGAGCUGCUGCUCAAGGCUUUGGCAACCAAAACUGAGGAGAUGCAACAGAACCAACAGAAGUAUGAGCAGAAGAGGGAUGAAAGGGAGAAAGUUUCUAAAUCUGCUGCAGUCUCGCCUCCUGUCAGUGUGAGUGUGAAGCAGGAGGACCAUGAUGCUUUGCUGCUUGAGGUGCAGAGACUUGAAGCAGAGCUGGGUAAAAUCAGGGGGGACCUGCAGGGCGUUGCAGGAUGUAAGGGCAAAUGUGAGCAGCUGAAUGGACUGCAGGAGACUAUAUCUGGUCAAGUUUCCUUGCAGCUGAGGAAAGAGCUACAGGCUUUGUUCUUUGGCAGAGGUUCAUCAGCAGAGCAGCAGGGGGAAAUCCCUGAAUCUCUGAUUCAAUGGCUGUCACAGCGUUAUGUGAGCACGCCCGACCUGCAGGCGGCUCUGGCCUCCAUCGAGCAUAGCAUCCUGAAAAACAUAUCAUUACAACUGGAGCACAGCCAAGCUCAGACACUAAACCAAGCCGAGACCAGGACCAGAAGCAUCGUUCAGACGGUAACGGGGACGGUUCAGCACACGUCUACAGCGGAGGGCCUCUCUGAGGAGCAUGUGAAGCUGAUUGUUCAGAACGCCCUGAAGCUUUACUCCCAAGACCGCACGGGUCAGGUGGACUAUGCCCUGGAGUCUGGAGGUGGUAGCAUCCUUAGCACCCGCUGCUCCGAGACGUAUGAGACAAAAACGGCCCUGAUGAGUUUGUUCGGCCUGCCGCUCUGGUACUUCUCCCAGUCUCCCCGUGUUGUCAUCCAGCCUGAUGUGUAUCCUGGUAACUGCUGGGCGUUUAAAGGCUCUCAAGGUUAUCUGGUGAUCAGGCUAUCCCUGAGGAUCCUGCCCACAUCCUUCUGUGUGGAGCACAUCCCCAAGGCCCUCUCUCCCACAGGAAACAUCACCAGUGCUCCACGCAACUUCACUGUCUUUGGUUUAGAUGACGAGUACCAAGAGGAAGGAACACUGCUUGGGGACUAUACAUAUGAGGAGGAUGGCGAGGCUUUGCAGAUCUUUCCUGUUAAGGAGAAAAACGAGAAAUCUUUCCAGAUUAUCGAGGUGCGGGUUCUGUCUAACUGGGGUCAUCCAGAAUACACGUGCUUGUACCGCUUCAGGGUCCACGGAGAACCUCGUCCCGAAUGAAGCAACCAGCAGCAGACACACUAAUAAAACUACAUAACACCCCACCUGUAUAUAACUCCCACCAGCUUCUUUGAAACAGAGGGGACCUCACAGUGUGGACAGUUUGGUAUGAAAGCCAUGAAGACAGAGACAUUGUGGACGUAAAAGAAAUGUGGCGAGAUGGAAUGAAAAGUAGGUUUAUGAAAUUCUGAAAUAAUCACAGGGAUGUUUGUGUGUCUGUAAAGGACU
Messenger RNA from Cyprinodon variegatus (sheepshead minnow), 3856 nucleotides. It is a transcript of the gene sun1b, whose product is annotated as SUN domain-containing protein 1-like. NCBI's taxonomy places the organism in Eukaryota, Metazoa, Chordata, Actinopteri, Cyprinodontiformes, Cyprinodontidae. The record is from RefSeq and is a predicted model, not a curated record. Gene Ontology annotation, molecular function: protein-membrane adaptor activity. Gene Ontology annotation, cellular component: nuclear envelope; meiotic nuclear membrane microtubule tethering complex. Gene Ontology annotation, biological process: nuclear envelope organization. The transcript has 23 exons. The coding region runs from base 380 to 3628 and encodes 1082 amino acids.